AUGACUAAGCCGGAGUUCCAGAUGCAGCCUCACGCUGAGACUAUAGCAGCGCAGCGGGGGCGUUGGACCGCCGGGACCGCCAGGCCUUGGCCGAAACAGACGCAACUUCAAAGGCCGUGCAACAUCACAAGAGCCUCCCUACACAUCGCAUCUCACCCCAGCACGGGUUACAUACGUCAUCCCUACAUGUGCAUGGAUGAUAACCAGGUUGUUUCGAAACAGCUUCUGGAGCAAAAAGAAGAGCAAGAUGCCUCUCAGGGAGGCGUCAACAAGGCCAGUAAAGGAGGUAUAAUCUAUGGAGACUACCUCAAGCUGGAUAAAAUUGUGACAGCCCAGGUGCUACAAAGCGAGCUGAAGGGCAACAAGAUCCACGAUGAGCACCUCUUCAUUGUCACACAUCAAGCUUUUGAGCUGUGGUUUAAACAGAUUCUGUUCGAGCUGGAUUCAGUGCGGCAAAUCUUCAUUAAUGGACACGUGCGAGAUGAACGCAACAUGCUCAAAGUCAAUACCCGCAUCCACCGGAUCGUGAUGAUUUUCAAACUGCUGGUCGAGCAGUUUGCUGUUCUGGAGACAAUGACAGCCUUGGAUUUUUUUGACUUCAGGGAAUAUCUGUCUCCAGCUUCUGGCUUCCAAAGCCUUCAGUUUCGGCUCUUGGAGAACAAAAUUGGGGUCCCUGACACCUUGAGGGUGCCGUACAAUAGACAGCACUACCGCGACAUCUUCAAAGGUCAGGAAGCCGAGUUGCUGCUCGCCACGGAGAAAGAGCCCACACUCUUGAAACUGGUUGAGGAGUGGCUGGAGAGAACGCCUGGCCUGGAAACAGAUGGCUUCAACUUCUGGGAAAGCCUGGAGACGAACAUAUUUAAUGGCCUUGAUAAGGAAAAGCAAAAUAUUGAGCAAAUGCCUGACUGUGAGGACAAAGAGGAGAUGAUGGCUGAGUUGCUGAAGCAGAAAGAAGUGUUCACUUCUUUGUUUGAUGUUAAACGUCACGAGCAUCUGCUCAGUAAAGGUGAGAGGCGGCUGUCUCACAAAGCUCUUCAAGGCGCUCUCAUGAUCUACUUCUACAGAGAGGAGCCUAGGUUCCAGGUUCCUUUCCAGCUGCUCAACUCCCUCAUGGAUAUUGACAUGCUCAUGACAAAAUGGAGAUACAAUCACGUAUGCAUGGUGCACCGGAUGAUUGGCAGCAAGGCGGGCACAGGGGGCUCGUCUGGGUACCACUACCUGAGAUCCACCGUAAGUGACCGCUACAAGGUUUUCGUGGACUUGUUCAACCUGGCCACAUUUCUGGUACCUCGCCACUGGGUGCCCAAAUUGAACCCAAAUGUCCACACAUUCGUUUACACUGCCGAGUGCUGCGACAGCUCCUACUGCAGCAGCGAGGAUUCGGACUAACGACGUACAAGAGCACCAAAUGAAACGAAACAAACAAACAAACAAAAAAAAACAGGAGCACUGAUCUUGUUUCUAGUUCCUCACAACCACUGUGUUGUGUUGUGUUGUCCAAAAAACACACUUCUACCGUGCACCAACGAAAAGCCCUAUUUUGUCGACUUUAAUACUCGCUAAGGACAUGGGUGUCCCGCGAGGAUGUAAAUACAAUGAAUAUGAACGAGAAUGAUGAUGCUCAGCAUCUGAACAAAUUUGCACAGCAUGGAAAUCAAGAAAAUACGUGUACAUAAUGUUGAUAUGAUAUACACUCACAAGACGUUGUAACAUUAAAGUACGCCAGCACCAAAAAGAAGAAUUCAAUAUAACUCACUUGAACAAAAUGUUCAAUAUUCUGGAUCAUAUUUUCUGAUAUUUUGGUUGCUUGAUUUGGGAACAUAAAGGGCAAAAUAUUAGAAACAACAUCUCUCAAAAUAUGGCACCACUUUGAGACAACCACUAGCAAAGGAACACACAGGAAUGUGGUGCGUGCUACAGUUUGAUAUAUUCUUGCUUAAAUAUUGUAUAUUUUUUUAUCCAGUGACGAAUAUAAUCUUUGCAUAUGGAGCUGUGCAAUUUUCUAAUAUUGUACAUAGUAUUUGUAGUAAGUAUUAAGUGUUUGUGCAUGCCUAAAUAAAACCCAGCAUUGACGCUCA
This is a messenger RNA of Syngnathus typhle (broad-nosed pipefish), 2081 nucleotides long. RefSeq names its product tryptophan 2,3-dioxygenase a (gene tdo2a). The coding region runs from base 1 to 1392 and encodes 463 amino acids. The transcript is spliced from 12 exons. Lineage: Eukaryota; Metazoa; Chordata; Actinopteri; Syngnathiformes; Syngnathidae. The record is from RefSeq and is a predicted model, not a curated record. Gene Ontology annotation, molecular function: heme binding; L-tryptophan 2,3-dioxygenase activity; metal ion binding.